UCCAUCUUCUUUUCAUUGAAGAAUGAAUUGUAUUCUUCCUCAGAGCCAGUGGAGUUGGACUCAUGUGUGGUAGUGAUUUUCGUAUCUGCUCAUUCAGAUUGAGAGAGAUAGAGAUUAAAUUUGGGGGGUUUUCCUUGCUUUUCUCAAUUGGGGUUGCUAAUUCAGAUUGAGAGAGAGAUUAAAUCUGGGGGUUCUUUGCUCUUUUCAAUUGGGGCUGACUUGGUUGUCCUUCAUUAAAGAGGGCCUCUGUUUUGGAGUGUUGAAUUGUUGUUGGAAACUUAGAAUCCAGAUGAGCAGUUCUCAAGAUAGUUCACAAGAAGGGCCCAACGCUGACUUUAGGGAUAGUCUAGAGGGAGAUGGUUCUAUAAGUGCUACUGGCAAGGAGGCGAAGCAAGGUCGAGGUCAAGGGAAAUGCAACUGGUUUCUAAAUAACAAAAAAGAGUCAGUUGAUUUAUCUCCAUUUGGCAGAGUUAUUAGUGACAAUAGUCCCCAUUUUUCUAGAUACAUGGGUAUUUUGGCGCGGGAUGCCAAUCUAAUUCCGAUCAAGUAUUUAAAAUGGGAAAAAGUACCAGACUCUUGCAAACUUGAUGUCUGGGACACUCUACGGGGCACCAUUGAAUUUCGUCCUGAACAACAACCUAUGAUUCAUGUCUUCAAGGAUGUAACAAUGAAGAAUAUUGAAAAACUGUGGAGAAGUUUCAAGAGUGAUUUGAAGAAAGCUUAUUAUAAGCCUUUCACAGGAAGUAAAAGACGGUGGCAAUGUGGGGAUUCUCGUGUAGACCCAGAUCAAUGGAGGGUGUUGGUUGAACAUUGGGAAAAAGAUGAGAUUGCAGAGCAAGCUAAAAGAAAUGCUGAAAAUCGGAGUAAACAAACAUUGAAUCACACAUCCGGGACAAAGUCUUAUGCUCGCAGCAAAGCACAAUAUAAUAAGAAACAUGGUGAAGACCCCGAUCCUAUUUGGUUUUUCCAAGAUAAGCAUACAAGGCGUGACGAAGAUCGAUCAUGGGUUAACUUGGUGGCUGAGCAGAAAUAUGCUGAAAUGCAGGAAAAGUUGAAGGAAUUGGUUGAAGAUGAAUGUCCUGAUAAUUUAGAGACGCGAAGAAGGGCUUAUGUUGAGGCAAUGGGUCCUGAGACAAAUAAUAGUGUUCGUGGUGAAGGACUUGGGGUGAAACCCCAUCAGGUGCCUUGGAUUCAAAUGAAAGCAGGGUCAUCCAACCGAUUGCGAGGGCACGACUAUGUUCACCUUGAGUCACAGUAUGUAGAGUUACAAGAAAGGUACAAACAUGACCAGGAUCAUUGGCGUUCUGAAUUGAAGGCGAUGGAGGAGUUGUUGAAGCAUAACCAGCAAGAGAUUGAGGAAAUGAGGCAGAUGUUAUCGCGCUCGUCAGCUUCGCAUCAUCCAUUGCACCAGCAGCUGCCAAACCCAUUCCAUAUGUCGUAUUACUCGCCGCAGAUGUUCCAUCAAAUGCCUUAUCAAGCCAGGUCAGUUACUCCUACUGGUGGGUUAACUGGAUUGCUGAGGGGGGAUGCAUACCCAAGUGCGACAGACUUUUUAGAAUCAGAUCAAGGUACUCAUGGACUUGAAUAGAUGCAAUUACUUAGUGUUAUGCAUUUUUGGUAUAUAUAGUUGCUGACGUUGUAUUUUGGACCCUAUUGGGGUAUGCAUGCUUUUGUAGUGUAUUUGUUGAAUAUUUGGAAUUGCAUACUUUUGUAUAGUAAGGGCACCUAAAGUUUUUGAACUCUACUGAUGUAGGCAGACUUUGUAAUAUUUGGCUAUUGUAAUCGACAUUGGUAGUUUAUAUUUAUAAG
Molecule: messenger RNA, 1809 nt
Organism: Prunus dulcis (almond)
Lineage: Eukaryota; Viridiplantae; Streptophyta; Magnoliopsida; Rosales; Rosaceae
Exons: 8
Coding region: 290-1588 (432 amino acids)
Source: RefSeq, a predicted model, not a curated record